GAUGUUCUGGUCUGUCAGGACUGCCACAUGUAUAGAAGAAGAGAUACUUUUGCUCACGUUUCUGCUGUCUGUGUGUGAGUAGUUUGCUGGUUCAUGUCAAAAUAAGGUUGUCGACGGAGGUGGUUUGCCAUGGCAUCACGAGCAGGACCACGGGCCACAGGAACAGACGGCAGCGACUACCAGCACCGUGAGCGCGUCGCGUCACACUAUCAGAUGAGUGUGGCCCUGAAGUCUGAGAUCAAGAAAUUGAACAUCGCUCAUGCAGUGGUCUGGUUUCUUGUCGCAGCACAGGUGCUUGUCAGCCAACUUAACCUGGUGUCUCAUAAAGUAGUGGCCUCUCCAUACCAGUGGGAAUACACAUAUCUCCUGAGCAUCAUACCUACUGUCUUCAGUUUCAUGGCUUUACCGAAAAACAACAUCAGCUAUCUGGUCAUCUCAAUGAUCAGCGGAGGGCUUUUCUGCAUCGGCCCUAUUCUUUACGGGGGAAUGGAGAUGUUCCCUGUGGCUCAGCAGCUUUAUCGCCACGGCAAAGCUUAUAGGUUCAUCUUUGGCUUCUCUGCCGUGUCUAUAAUGUACUUAGUCUUGAUUAUUUCAGUUCAGGUACACGGCUGGCAGAUCUACUACAGUAAAAAGCUGCUGGAUGCCUGGUUCACCAACACACAAGACAAAAAGAAAAAAUAAGGGACUUCUGGUGGAUGUUUAGUGUAAAAUAAGUUUUUGUGUCUUUAUUUUGUUUCCUAAAGGCUCUGCAAUCAAAUAAUUGUUAUGAUUAACUGAAUUGAUCCGAAAAGGAGAUCAGAUUUGUUAAACCAGGAUGUUCGGUGUCUGUCAAGCUUCUCAUCCACUGGCUCUCAGCCCAGAUCAAGACGUCACUGAUGUCCGUUUCUGCUUGGGUUUGAACUGCUGGCUUUGUAAUCUCUAUCUGUUUUCACCAUGUUUUCUUCACGCUGUCUUUUCAUAUACCUCAUGUCUUAUGAAUCAAACUCAGAAGAUCCACAGUUAUUCAUUUAAUGAAAUAGUUUCAUAUUUUUUUCUCCCCCCAGUAAUUUGCUAACAAUAAAAUGCCAAUAAAAUGUAAUCUUUAACAAUUUUUGAAUAUUCUUGUUUAAAUUCACAGACAAAUUUAUGAUUGCAGUCAUGUAACAGAUCUAAAUGCUAAAUGAUAUAACAUAUAUAUAACAUAUAUUUCAAAAUAAUAAUAAUAAUAAUGAGAAGAAAUAUUGCUCAAUUUACAAUAUGGUUUGAAUUUAGUUUGAACUAAGAACAAACAGUACUAGACUAGUACAGCAUUUAUUAUUCACAGUUCAACAUUUACUAAUGCAUUAUGAAAUAAAUAAAGUAGCAUUCUAAAAAUUAAUGCUUGCUAACUUUAGUUAAUGAACUGUUAACAUGAAUUUUUAUUAACAAUUAAUAAAUACUGUAAUAGACCAUUUUGAAGAAUUUAAACAAUAACAAUGGUUCAUGUUACUUAACACAUUAACUAACAUUAAGUGUUACCAAAAUAUGUUGUGAUAUACAGUAGGAGCAAUAUUGGUCAUUGAAAUUAAUUGGUAAAAUACUAUAUUUUUUUCUCCUGUAUGUGUACAGUAUAAAUGUUGCCAUGUCUUUUAUUUUUACAUUCUACAAUAAAUAAAUAAUUUUAUUUCUUUGAAUCAAAAAA
Danio rerio (zebrafish) is the source of this 1660-nucleotide messenger RNA. It is a transcript of the gene jagn1b, whose product is annotated as jagunal homolog 1b. Lineage: Eukaryota; Metazoa; Chordata; Actinopteri; Cypriniformes; Danionidae. Gene Ontology annotation, biological process: endoplasmic reticulum organization. The record is from RefSeq and is marked validated. Gene Ontology annotation, cellular component: endoplasmic reticulum membrane.